Molecule: messenger RNA, 3987 nt
Organism: Cynoglossus semilaevis (tongue sole)
Lineage: Eukaryota; Metazoa; Chordata; Actinopteri; Pleuronectiformes; Cynoglossidae
Product: KN motif and ankyrin repeat domain-containing protein 4-like
Exons: 11
Coding region: 880-3477 (865 amino acids)
Biological process (GO): negative regulation of actin filament polymerization
Cellular component (GO): cytoplasm; cytoskeleton
Molecular function (GO): protein binding
Source: RefSeq, a predicted model, not a curated record
GCCAUACAAAGAAUCUAAGACAAAUGAAAAGUAAAACCUAAAGGAAGGGACUGCUGUGCUUCAGUGGAUUAUCAAGGUUAAAGUCCACAUAACUGCGGGGUAGGGUUACACCUCUGUCACACGGAGGACCGCUAGUACUGCACAGUCACUUUUUUUUUUUUUCAAAACCUGAGAUGGAUGGGUAGCUGCCACCCACUGAGGUGACCCCGUAGCAUGUGCACCAUAUGUCGACAGGCUGUCACCGGGUUUUUUCCGAAGAGAGUGACGAAGGCCCGCAUCGAAGCCCACCUCUCAACUCCCGUUGCUGUCAGGAGAACUGGGUGUGGUCCCUUAUGUUUAACCCCCACAGUUGUCCAUCUGCUGGGACAGUUGAUAUGGCAGACAUGUAAGCAACCCCCCCCCCCGACACCCCCCUCUCUCCCUGCACGCACUUUUUUACACACAAGCACGACCAGUGUCAGUUAUGGCAGGGGCCGCUCAGUGGCAUUUAGCAGCAGCCGCAGCAUACCACUCUCCCUGACAGCACCUCCUCGUCCUCUCUGGAGACAGACUAGGCUGAGCCCGAGCUCAGAUCAGACUGUGGUGAACCCUCUGGAAAGUACACUCAGACCUCAGUGUGACAAAGUGGAGGAAAACAGGAGCAAGCACAUCACGGGGAGUAUAUUUUGUCCUGCUGGCCGUCGCUGCCGGGCUUAACCAGCAUCGGCUAUUUUCGGCUCCGGUCCUGGAUGGUAGGGCUGUAAUCAAAGGAACAUGAGGCCUGCAGCGUUAAAUAAUAGCUGCAUGAUGCAUGGAAGAAAUGAAGCAGUGACAGUGUGAGAAAAACAAAGAGAGAGAGAAGUGCAGCACACAUAUGAUGACCAGAUGAUGUGACGGCAAAUGUUACGAGAACCGAAAGAGUGCACAAUGGAAGAGCAAAAUGGAACUACUUCAUUUCAUAAACCCAAGAAGACCGGAUUUAAAGGGAAGCCGCCUUACUCGGUAGAAACUCCGUACGGCUUCCAAAUAGACUUGGACUUCUUGAAAUAUGUAGAUGACAUAGAGAAGGGCAACACCAUCAAAAGAGUCCCAGUCCAGCGCCGGAGCAAAGGCCCCAGGGCAAGCACUCUUCCCCGGCACCUCAACACCUCCGGAAAUGGCUAUCGCUCAACCCUCUGGGGGUCGACCGGAGCUCUUGGCCCGAGGUCCCGACCGACGGACGUCCAUCAUCCUCCGAGCCACAGCUCAUCGGUGUGCGAUCGCCGAUUGCAGCUAUCUCCCACCGGGCUCAAAUCCUUGUCGGAGAUGGAGGCUAGAAUCAAAGAGUUCGAUGAGCAGCCCCUGGGUGAGCACAUCAGACCUCACCUCCUCCGAGCUUCCAGUCUCCCUCUCACGGUACUGCUGAGGCAAACGUCGGAGUCCACAGAUGACGCCGCCGCCAGUCUCAGGAGUUCCAGGGAUCACCUGGAUGGAAGGAACACGUCCUGCGAAAGCAUUUUCGAUUCGGCGGGUAGUCCCCAACCGAGGGAAUGUUCCAGAAUGCCAAGAUGUCUGUCCGAGGCCCUUGAACAUGUCAAGGAGCUGGAGCUGGAGGUCAGGGUCAUCCCAGAGCUCAGGGCUCAGAUCCGUUUCCUCCAAGAGGAAAGAGAAAGACUUUGUCAAGGCCUUAGUCCACAAGUCUAUUCUCCAAAAAUGAACGGAACCGCCGACCAUGGCGCUUUUUCCUGCUAUAGCAUUACGGACGUCAAGCGGCCCCGGCAUGAAAGUCACAUCACGUUUCCUAAAAGUCACAAGGCCGGUCACGAUGACGUCCGUUCCUCACAAGAGUGGAGGGCCAGUACAGAUCUGGACGAGCUGCUGACGGUCACAUCCCUGCAGGCUAAAGUAGCCGUCCUAGAGCAGAAGCUCCACGAAACUGGGCUGGAGCUCCAGAGAGCCUUAGGUCUGCUAAAGGAGCAGCAAGAAGAGGGUAAGAGAAAAGACGAAAGAAUCGAGAACCUCGUCAGGAAUCCCGCGGUGUGGGUACGGGCGGAAAGGGUGAUGGUGGACCAGGAUGGAGACGAGACCGCGGUGAGAACGUUGGAGUGUAACGAUAAAGUGGUUUCCUCCAAAGGCUUAGACACCAUUUUUGAGUCUAAGACACCGCCGGUGUCAGAUCGAUCCGGACAGACUUCAGAUGCGGACACAGCGGUGGUUGUCCGCCACAUAAAAAAGAUCAAGAGGCUCCUGGAGCAGCAGUGGGAGUGCUUGCGUGCCAACAGCAAGUCAGGAAAGGAAAGUCAACUCCUAACACAACAAGACUCCAAAGUCGGCUACCUGCAGCGGGAGAUGAUGGCGCUGGUUGACGUCCUGGAAUCCUACUACACUCAGAACAGAAGAAAUGAUAAAGAAAUGAUCGCUCCGAAAGCCCUCAAGUCCAUCCUGAAGACGGACAUGCUUAUGGAGACGUCCAAAAGCCAACACUCCGUGGACGUUAACGAAGGACACGUCGCAAGCGGCGUCGGAGAGGAAAGUGUGAGCGACAGUUCCGCUCAGACGUACGCUGCCCAGGUGGACACGGAGAAAAACCGAAGAGAGCCAGAGAGCCAGAUGAGCCCAGACGCCCAGAUGACACCAGGAAAAUCCGGCUCGGCGCAGACAGACGGGAGCGAGGCGUCAGCGGAGGCUGACGUUUCGCAGAAAAUGGCCAAAACCAAAACAAAGCCUGCAGGAGAGCAGACGGAGAGGUUCACCUCCUCCGAAACAACAACAGGAGGGGAAGGUGUGAGUGCAGACUUUAUGGCUGCCUGUCACUUCCUCAACGACCACAUGGAAAACAUGGACAAUCCCAACGAUGACAUGAGAAAGGCCCUGGUGGUGCUGUUCCAGCACUGGUUCAGUGCGGCAGCGGAGGAGGCCUCAGUUCCCAGCAAGGUGUCUGUGUAUCUGAGGGAGGUGAAGAAAGCCACCCCAUCACUGCUGGCCUUCCUCAUCAACCUGGCCGACGACAACGGGAACACGGUGCUGCAUUACAGCGUGUCUCACUGUAACUACGGCAUUGUCGGUCAGCUCCUGGACACGGGCGUGAGCGAUUUGAACCUCCAGAACAACGCCGGCUACACAGCAGUGAUGCUGGCUUCACUGACUGCUCCCGACGGACCUGGAGGCAUGGAGGUGGUACGGAAGAUCAUGGAAUUGGGGAACAUCAACGUUCGCUCCAGCCAGACGGGCCAAACCGCUCUGCACUUGGCAGUGAGGCACGGUCGAGUCGUGAUGGUUCGCCUGCUGCUGAGCUGCGGCGCUGACACCAACAUUCAGGACAGUCAGGGAAACACAGUGCUGAUGUUCGCAGCGGAGAGAGGUCACACCCACAUCGCCAGGCUGCUGCUGGAGAGGAGCCAGUGUGAUCUGACGCUCACCGAUAAGCGGGGUCAAACUGCCAUUUCCAUUGCUAUGCGAGGCUCCCACACUGACACAGCCGCCCUCCUGCAGGCUCAUGCUAAGGCUCGAACUCUGUAGACCAGCAAACCAGAAGAGAAUCUGCAGAUAUCUUGUAUCCUUGCGUGUAUAAUUUGACGGUUGUUAGUUUAAAGCGUCAUGCCAUGUGCUUGGAUUGAGCUGCUUUUAAGUUUUGUUUUGUUCCUGAUUGUAUAACGUCAUUAAAAGGACAACAUCAUCAGCUGGAGAAGCGAAAGCUCGGAUCUUUGUUGUUGAUGUUGUUCAUAGUUUCUAUGCAAAAAGUCAAGUCAUAAAAACUAAUGUUAAUAUUUAUUGUUUGUUUUACAUUUGCCCCAUGUGGAGAUGUAUCUGUGUUUUAAAUAAAAUGUUUCCAAUUACAACUGCAUCUCUGUCAGAGAAAAAUAUGCUAACAUUGUUGUCGCCCCAGCUCAGCCUUGCUGCCUUGACUUAUUUGGUCAAAUAACCGGAAAACACAUAGGGAAAUCAAAAGAACCCUUUCAUUGCUGUAUGUGGUGUAGAUUAUCAACUGUACUGAAAGUGCUGUUUUUCAAUAAAUAUAUAUAUAUGAUA